Temnothorax curvispinosus is the source of this 2965-nucleotide messenger RNA. RefSeq names its product dnaJ homolog subfamily A member 1 (gene Droj2). Gene Ontology annotation, biological process: response to heat; protein refolding. The coding region runs from base 281 to 1486 and encodes 401 amino acids. The record is from RefSeq and is a predicted model, not a curated record. Gene Ontology annotation, cellular component: cytosol; cytoplasm. Gene Ontology annotation, molecular function: ATP binding; Hsp70 protein binding. The transcript has 5 exons. NCBI's taxonomy places the organism in Eukaryota, Metazoa, Arthropoda, Insecta, Hymenoptera, Formicidae.
GCACGACCGUCGGCCUGACGUUGACCAUUGCCGUUCUCUAGGAAGUUUCGAGAACGUAGCGCGCUGCACAGGCGGCAAUAUCGGCAGGCGACGUGGGCGCACGGGGUUCAGUCUUCUUCAGUCGUUCAGUUCGGUACGUGAAACGUUGCGACGCGGACGCGGGGACGGAACGAGGCUCGUGCGAAACGUGCGCGGUCAUCCUUGGCGACACUCGCCUCGUCGCUUUUACGUUAGCAGCAGGAGCGUUUUUAACAUAACACGAACUUCUUAACACGUGAAAAUGGUUAAGGAGACUACAUUUUAUGACGUACUGGGCGUGAAGCCUGGAUGCUCGCAGGAAGAUUUGAAGAAGGCCUAUAGAAAGCUGGCUCUGAAAUAUCAUCCCGAUAAGAAUCCUAAUGAAGGAGAAAAGGUUUUCUUUAAGCAAAUUUCUCAAGCGUAUGAGGUAUUGUCGAAUCCUGAGAAGAAGCGUAUCUACGAUCAAGGUGGGGAGCAAGCUUUGAAAGAAGGCGGUAUGGGUGGUAGCGGCUUCUCUUCUCCUAUGGACAUCUUCGAUAUGUUCUUUGGCGGGGGAUUUGGCGGACGAGGAGGUAGGAGGAGAGAUCGCCGAGGUCAGGAUGUCAUGCAUCAGUUAUCAGUUUCUCUCGAGGAACUUUACAAGGGAACUGUUCGUAAACUCGCUCUGCAAAAGAAUGUCAUCUGCGAAAAAUGCGAAGGUAUCGGUGGAAAGAAAGGUUCCGUUGAGCAAUGUUCGACUUGUCAUGGCUCUGGCUUACAAGUACAAAUCCAGCAAUUAGGUCCGGGAAUGUUGCAACACUUACAAACCAUGUGUACAGAGUGUAAGGGACAGGGAGAGCGUAUCAAUCCCCGUGAUCGUUGCAAGUACUGCAACGGAAGAAAGACUACUAGAGAUAGAAAGAUACUUGAGGUUCACGUUGAUCCGGGGAUGGUCGAUGGUCAGAAGAUAAUUUUCAGCGGCGAGGGUGAUCAGGAACCAGACUUGGAACCUGGCGAUAUAGUUAUUAUUCUCGAAGAGAAAGAUCAUGAAGUAUUCAAGCGUUCGAGGAACGAUCUGAUCAUGCGAAUGCAACUAGAACUUGUAGAGGCAUUAUGUGGAUUCCAGAAAGUGAUUCGCACUUUGGAUGGUAGAGAUUUAGUGAUAACCUCACUUCCCGGCACCGUGACAAAACACGGUGACCUGAAAUGCAUCUUGAACGAGGGCAUGCCGAUUUACAAGGAUCCGUUUACACACGGCAGACUUAUAAUACAAUUUAUAGUCAAUUUCCCGAAGAGCAUAGAACCAUCGCUUAUCCCGGCAUUGGAGCAGUGUCUGCCACCGAGAGAAGAGGUUAUAAUUCCAGACGGUGCCGAGGAGUGUUUACUUACUGACUUAGAUCCUGAGCAGGAGCAAAGGCGGAGAGACACGAGACAAGCGUAUGAAGAGGACGAGGGGGGUCCGUCGCGAGUCCAAUGUGCCACACAUUAAUUUGAUUACACUAACCCUGUAAUAAACAUAGCCGUUUCUUUCAUUUCGAACUCUCUGUCCCAUUCGCUCGAUUCUGUAUCGUGCCCAAGAAACAACAUGGAUAUAUAUAGGCAAAUUGUUCAAUGAGUGAAAAAGAAGUUGAAAUAAUUCGACUGUUUGGAUACGCAAAACAGUGAGUACUGUAGUUAUUGAUUCUUUAACUUUAUUAAUUUUUACGCGGAAUAUCAUACGAUCUUGAAAGUAGAUAAUCGUUACCACCUAGCGAAAAGCAUAUCUCUUUCCCGAUGAAGGAUCUUAUUAAAGUGCAUCUUACUGAGAUACUUAUAAAUAAGAUGCUUUAUUAGAAUUUUAGUUUGUCUAUGUAACUAUGUUGUUUCUUUCGAUAGAGGAUCACUAAAAAUGUGUACUUAUCAUUACACAAUGAUAAGAAAAUUUAAAUUUAUUUAGAUUUAACGUAAAGUUCCGACGCCAGACGUUACAGCAUAAUGAAAGGCAUCAUGUAUUCUCGAACAUCGCGAUUGUCUCUGAUGUUUGACCACGUGUAUCGCUCCAAUAACCAGCUAGCAGCUCGACAGUAAAUACUACAUGGCUAAAAAUAGAGUUAAAAUUCAUAUAUGUUUAUUUAGUUCAAUUAUGUGAAUUAUCCGUAUACGAUUACUUCCUUCAGAUAUUAAUAGCAGCAAACUUGUUUACUCAGGAUUUUUAAGCCUGAAAAUUGUCUUUUACAGUUUUCUAGAACUUGAAAUAAUCUCGGGAUGUGUCAAUCAAUGUGGAAACGGUAUAAACUACGCUUGGUUAAAGCCUUAAUGUAACGUUAUCAAUCGUAUUAGAGAUCUUGAAACUUUUCAAAGUGGGACAUUAUUCCAUAUUCGUAGUAUUUAAUUUUUUCCAGUCGCUUUUGUAUACUGGCGUGUGACGAUGAUAACGGAAACACAAUUUUGUUUGCAAAUGAUGCAAAUAAAACGGGGAAUCAGGUUCCUGUAUGUGUGUGUGUGGACGAUUGCGCGUAUUCAUAAGCAGCUUCUGUGCAAUGAUACUGUGUCGGAUCUAAUAAUUUCCCUUCUUUACAUUCGCCAAUGCUGAUAUUUUAUUACAUAUUUUAGUAAAAUCAAUGGUUGUCAAUUUAGUGAUUUCCUUCCUGUGGAAACUUAUGCAAACAAAUAAACAAAAAAUGAUCUUUUCUUAAUAGAUAUAUUUCUACAAGUUUAUUGGGUCAUUUUCACCGUUUAUCUUCAUCAACGCGCAUGAACAAAUGCUCUAGAUAAUUCAUAGAUUCUGUACUAUAUUAAAUUAAUAUACUUUCAAUACACAUUCACAUAAUUUACUGUAUACAUGGUCGUGUACUCGUCCGCAGUUACUAUAGCGAAUUUUAAUAAAUAGCCAACAUGUCUUGUAAUCUUAUUUAUUAUAGGAAAAAUUGGUGAUUGAUUAGGUACUUUUUUUGAGCGUCUCAAAUAAAUUUGGAACUGUAAAAUGAGA